AUGGUAGCGGGUUAUCAGUUUGCUCAGCUGCUUCCGACCGUAAGACAAAGACCAGGUGGAGGCAGCCUGCUCGUGCUUGGAAAUGCCAAUGUCGACGAAUCUCUCCGUGGCUACUACACGCGCUACGACUGCUCUUCAGCAGAUAUCAAUCCCCUAGGGUCCAAUUUUGACUUGCCAGUAUUGAAGCACUACUUCAUAGAGGCGACGCCUACCGCAGAGUCGGAGCCUAUCACGAAAAAUUAUGUUCAAUCUGACGAAAUAGAUAUGGGCAUGACCUAUGAUGAGCUCAGCAAGUUUGGAUUUUACGAAAGAUAG
Letharia columbiana is the source of this 315-nucleotide messenger RNA. RefSeq lists its product as uncharacterized. Lineage: Eukaryota; Fungi; Ascomycota; Lecanoromycetes; Lecanorales; Parmeliaceae. The transcript has 4 exons. Gene Ontology annotation, cellular component: cytoplasm. Bases 1 to 315 code for a protein of 104 amino acids. Gene Ontology annotation, molecular function: NAD+ synthase (glutamine-hydrolyzing) activity; glutaminase activity. Gene Ontology annotation, biological process: NAD+ biosynthetic process. The record is from RefSeq and is a predicted model, not a curated record.